Porites evermanni is the source of this 4370-nucleotide messenger RNA. Lineage: Eukaryota; Metazoa; Cnidaria; Anthozoa; Scleractinia; Poritidae. The record is from the annotation of a GenBank genome assembly.
AUGGAUAAAAAAAGUAACGAAAAGACGGCACCGGACAGAGGGUUUGGCUGGUGUGUCUGUGCUGCGGCUUGCGUUACACAGUUUAUUUUAGCUGGAGUUGAAAACAGCUUUGGUGUCCUCUUUAUUUACAUACUGGAGGAAUUUGGUGCUGGCAAAGCAGAUUCAGGUACUUCUCUAACUAUAUAAAGUAAAAUAACGUAACGUAAAGCAAGGCCGUUGGAUAGGAUGAACUUCUAUAAAUUGCUUUUUAAGGCUGUUGCAGGCGCGCGGCGUUCAGACAGUGGAGAGUCAGUUGGAGAGUGGAGCGAAGUAGUCGCCCUAUGUAAGGGGAUCUAAGACAAUCUUGGAUUCUGGGAUUCCAUACCGUGGCUCCGGAUUUCCAGGUAAUGGAUUCCAGUCUUUGUCGGUGCAUCUUGGAUUCUAGAUUCCAUUUGUCAGUGGAAAUCCGGAUUCCUUUACCUGUGUUCCGGAUUCCAAGGCUUCCGCGAGCAAAAAUUUCCUGUUUUUCAGAAAUCGGAUUUCCUUGCAUGAGGCGAAAGUAGAGCGCGAAGGAAAACAACAGUGGACGAGAAGGAGAGAGAAAAAAAGAGAGAAAUUUCUUGUCCUUUCUCCAUACACACCUCGAUGUUUUUUCCGGUGCAAUUUUCUUUAGUUUACGCCGUUCCCGCAAACUGAACUCCUGCAUUGGCCAUAAAUUCUGUCGUUAUUGGUAACCAGUUCGGAUUCGUAAUCUAAUGUUAUGUUUAUUUCGGUAAGUUGUUUCUGCUGUUUCUGGCGUAUUUGUGGGCCACAGUGUACCCCCUCAUUUAAAAGAAUCCGGAUUCUGGAAUCAGGGAAAUUUUUGCUUGUGGGAUCCCGAAUUCCUAGGCUUUGAAAUCGGAAAUACAGCUCAAGGAUUCGGUAUCCCACUAACGACUGGAAUCCAGAAUCCAAGUACCACUGACAAAGAUUGGAAUCCAGUACCUGCAAUCCAGAAUCGAAGACUGCCUUGGAUUCCCAAGGGCGUUACAGGUGUUACCCCUACCAAGACUCUACCAAGUCCUUUUUUUUUUUAAGUCAAAAUGCAUCACUGCCCUCACUGAAAUGACUGACAUCGGCUUUUCCCUUUUUGGCUUUAGCCUGGGUUGGGUCAAUCCACCAAGGUUUCCUUUAUAUUCUGGCUCCGUUUGUUACAAUGGCAGCUGACCUAUGGGGAUGUCGGAUGACCUCACUUGUUGGAGGAAUUCUGUGUGUAGCGGGUCUCGGAGCGUCCUCGUUCGCCACUCGGGUCUAUCAUCUGUUCCUUACUUACGGAGUGGUUUUUGGAACUGGUGCUUGUUUUGUUCUCAUAACAACAUACAGAGCCAUCUCGUUGUGGUUUAAAAGGUCAGAUAUUAUCUUGUAUUUAAUUUGUUUUUUUACGUGUUUAGCCUGUGUGGGAUAUUCAUAUAAUUUAAGUUUUAUUAUUCCGGUAUUUCCUCUCAAGUUAAGUGACAAAAUGACAAAUUCAAAUUCAAAUAACUUUCAAGCCCUUUGACUGCAAACCCUGAAAUGUUUUAAGAUGUACAGCUGAGCGUUUGUGUGUUAGAAAUGGUCAUUUAUUUAAAUUUUAUCUUAAGGGUCUUUCACAUGUUCAGAAAUUUUGCAAGGAAAAGAAUUUAAAAAAUUGCGCCUUAUUUUACAAAUCUUAUUUAAGCUGUAUUCGAAAAACCGCGAAAGUAAGUCAGGGCAAACAUCUUACGUGUCAGAUCUUUUAAAUGAUCUGAUUGUGCGGUCCAUAAAGACUGCUAAUAAUAGACUCUAUUGCAAGUUAGUAGUCUUUAUGACUCACUCAGAGUGGUUUUGCAAACGGCUACUACGUAUUCCCCAGGGCUUCGCAUUUGCAGUUUGCCGUCGGUAACAAAAGAGUAUAAAGGGGCUAGCCCUUUUAUCACUUGGUAAUCAUAGUGCUUACGCUUGGCUUGCCGCAUUACCCAAAUGGACUGGAAACUCAGCACUCCAUGUCAUCCCGCAAAUUUGAACAUUUAUCUUUACAGUGUUUGGUCCCACACCGUGGACCCCGGAUUCCAGUUAUUGGAUCCCGACAGGUUAUGGACUCCUGAUUCCGGAUUUUUUGUUAGUGGAACUUGGAUUUCGGAUUGCAAUUGUUACUGAUUCCAAAACCAAGCCAAAAAGCAAAAGCAAACCUUUACUGGAUUCCAGAAUCCGGAUUCCCUCGCAUGCGGCGAAGUUUCGUCGACAGCUGGCUUUCCAAAUUCCUGCAUUUUGUUUAAUUCACUUCCAUAUUAAUUAUUUCAUAUCAUAUUCUGCACGCACGAAAUUAAAAAAUAUAUUAAUCGAAGCGUACUGUCCUUAAUGUAGCCGGCAACGAUAAAUUUAAAUCAGCUUUUGCUCAUUUUUUGAUGAAUGUGAAAGCCAGACUUGAAAAAUGGCGCGAAAAAUUGAUUACAAAUCAUCAUCCACGUCUUUCUGCCAUUUGCUGUAAACGCAGUGCUUUCAACAAUCUUCCUAAUGCUACAUCACUUAUCUAUUGUAGACAUUUGGCACUCGUCAAUGGCAUAUGCACCGCUGGUCAGUAUUCAGGUACUAUUGUGUUUAGUCAAGUCAUCCAGCUUGUUGUUGAGCAGAAAGGUUUAUCCGGGACUUUCCGAAUUUUGGCGGGAAUUGCCAGUGUUAUGGUGUUUAUUGCGUUAGUGUACCGCCAGCCACCUGAUACCCCCGGAGGAACUUCUCCAGAAAAAUUGUGCGUAAAGCCGAAAGAUACCUUUGACUUUUCACUUCUGAAAGACAAAUCGUUUUUUAUCUUUUUACUGGGAACAAGUUUGUACAUUUUUUUUUUCUUUGCGAAUGCCCUCCUUAAUGCAUGGAGGCGGUCCGUCUUUGUGACGUCAAAUCGUGAGAGUUAGAAUAUGGCUGAGAGCGGAAGGAAAAUUGCCAAACUAAAAAAAAUGCUUGGAAAUAAAUACCAAGAAGCAAGCAAGGAAAGAUUCGCAUUAAAUUGAAACGCUCCGACGCCGUGUUUAAUUUCUUUCAGUGCGUCAAGCACAUAGCAUCCUUGCACAGUGUAAAGUUUAGGAAAUUAGCGUUAAUUCUUACCCAAAUAUAUUGCUAUGAGAUAUGUGCUUCUUAAGGGAAGGUCCUCAUUCGAGAGACACUAGAGACCUUUAGAUUCGAGGAUGAGAACGACUACGAGUACGAAAUUUGUUUCGGAGUUCCUAAGCUUCAUUUUACGACUUUUUUUACACCAGAAAAGUUAGCACUGUUAUCUUUAUUGAAGGAGGUUAAGCCCUCUCUUGAAGGCAAAAUAAUAAAACUUCUAACAUUUGAUAACUUGUUUCUGACACCCCUCUGUAACAGACCCAGUGGAAUUAGAAUCUAUUUCAUUACCGGGUUCUCGGACAAGAUGUCAGCGGGUUGGCUUCCUUUCCACUGCGUUUUUUCUUUGUUGUGUAUCUCCCAUAAAAGCUAAAAGGAGAGGCAGGCCUGACAUCUUAACCGAAAUGAAACCUCUUAAAACCUUUUAAGUACUGCUAUAGCGAGAAGAACUAGAAGAAUAACUCUUUUUAAUGCGAGAUCGAUUACCUGUACCCUCCGAUUUUUUUUUUGUCAAUAGCAAUAAUUUUUUUGUUUUUGUUUUUCUUAUGAAAACUAUUCGCCAGGUACCUGGAAAGCUAAAAUUAUUACUGGGUAUACUAAAUUAAACCAACAGGAAGGGUUUCACUGGGUCUUUUACAGAGGGGUCUUUUCUGCUACUACGACAUUCUCGCUAAAACCAUGAAUUCUUUAACUUGUAGUAGAAUGACGAUGACUUUGACUUUUUCCCGCCAAGAUAACGCUGGUUCAUGCGCGCCCGCUUCUUAGUAUUGAGAAAAUCUCGUUCUCACCCAGUGGUCUUCCUCUUUGCAAAUCUAUAUAAAGGUCUCACAGACAUAAUUGCACUACCUUCAAACGGGCGUUUUUUCAUUAAAUAAAUUCUGAAUAUAUUUUUUUUCUCAUGUCCAUCCGGGUUUUAGCCUGCCUUUUCCAGAGAAACAGGAGUGUCGAAAGGCAAAGCACCGUUCUUGCUCAUAGCCUGGUCAAUAUCCUCCUUUUUGUUCUCUCUUGUUACUGGUAAGCUUGCCGAUAAGUUCCGAUCCCAUCGUGUGCAGAUAUUCCAAGUCGCCAUGAUCGGUGUUGCAAGUUCAACAGCUCUAAUCUCUGGGGCUUGGCUUUUUGAGAUUUUCCUUGCGCUUAUGGUACUGUACGGUGCCUUUGAUGGUGGAUUUGUCUUGCUUAGGGCAGUGGUUGCUGAAGACCUUGUUGGUAGUGACAAGGCCUCUCGAGGAGUAGGACUGAUGUUUGGUGCCCUUGGUUUUGCGUAUUUAGCAGGGAUUCCGUUAGCUGGUGAGUAA